UCUUUCGACAGUCUGACAUCAGGCUUCAGAGUGACCAGCAAAACACAACAGUGGAGGAGAGUCACGGCAGCACCUUCACCUGUGCGGUGAACAGCACGGCGCAGACGAGGGAACAGACGGUUGGAGUACCACCUGCAUCCGCAAAUACCGUCUAUGGCCCCACUAAUGGAGAAGUGUCAUUAAAACCAGGGGUGGAUGGAAUUAUUGAGGAUAUUUUGUGGAAGCACAAAGGCAACAAGAUGGUGGAGUGGGAUCUGACUGCUGGUGCUGAAACAACAGAAUUCUUAAGAUUUAAAGGACGGACAAAACUCAACACGAAAACAGGAGAUGUGACCAUCAUACGCCUGGCAAAGGAAGACAGUGGAUUGUAUGAAGGAGAAUUCCAAAUAGCUGGAGUGUUGAGACUUACCCCGUGUGAACUAAAAGUGCUUGAUCCUGUGACAGAGGCAAAUGUCAACUGUGAAACCAGUGAUGACAGCACAACGCUACACUGCACAGCAGUAGGUGACAGUCUGACAUACAGCUGGUCAGGGCCUGGACUACCGACUGCAGGGAUGAGCGGACAGACGGGACCACAGAUCAGUCAUGAGAACCAGGACUCAGUCUACACCUGUAACGUCUCCAACCCAGUCGGUCACGUCAGUGUGUCCUUUCAUGCCAGGGACUGCUUUGGCACAAGAGAUUCCAAAACCAGAGUAGCAGUAAUUGGGCUUGCUGCGACUGCUGCUGUUCUUGUUCUCCUAUUGGCUUUGGCUGUUGGAAUUUGGUGCUACUUGAAGAAGAGAAAUCAAGAAGGAAACGUGUGCACUGGAAUUGAGACUGGGCCUUCAGGAGAGAAGCAGGACGCUAAACGACCACUUCUAGAAUCGCCACCUAGAGCAUGUCCAAUCCCUCUUCCUGGAGGCACAAAUGCCGGACAAUUUACUCAGAAAUGUGGGAACAUUGAGUUGUGGAACAUUCAGGCCUAA
Messenger RNA from Engraulis encrasicolus (European anchovy), 968 nucleotides. RefSeq names its product signaling lymphocytic activation molecule-like. The transcript has 6 exons. The record is from RefSeq and is a predicted model, not a curated record. The coding region runs from base 240 to 968 and encodes 242 amino acids. NCBI's taxonomy places the organism in Eukaryota, Metazoa, Chordata, Actinopteri, Clupeiformes, Engraulidae.